Ceutorhynchus assimilis (cabbage seed weevil) is the source of this 2764-nucleotide messenger RNA. The record is from the annotation of a GenBank genome assembly. NCBI's taxonomy places the organism in Eukaryota, Metazoa, Arthropoda, Insecta, Coleoptera, Curculionidae.
UUGACAAAAAAAAGAAGAAGACUUGUCCCCCCACAUCAUCCUUGCCACCACAUAACCUCACCUUUCUUGUUUUGUUUAUUUAUUGUUUAUAAACUAUUUAUUUCUAAAAUGGACCAAACAAAAAUGUUAGCGCACUCGUUGACGUCCAAACAACGUAGCCAAGAUGUUAUUUUAUCAGAAAACCUUUCGUUCAAUUCAUUAAUUUUACCUCCGGAAACUUUAAAGGGCCUCGCUGCGGCGGGAUUCGAAAAGCCUUCGCCCAUUCAAGUUAAAGCCUUACCUGUAGGCCGUUGCGGAUUCGAUUUAAUGGUAAAAUCAAAAUCGGGCACAGGCAAGACUCUGGUUUUCGGCAUUAUAUCCUUGGAAUCGAUAAAAUUGGACAAACCCGACCCUCAGGUCCUUAUUGUAGCCCCAACAAGAGAAAUAGCAGUCCAAAUCCAAGAAGUCAUUCUAAGCAUUGGCAAAUAUUAUGAAGGCCUUGCAGUUGAAAGUUUCAUUGGCGGCCUACCUUUAGCAGGCGACAAAUCCAAAUGCAAACUUUGUCACAUUGCUGUAGGCACCCCAGGCAGAUUGAAACAACUAAUAAAAGAAAACCUUUUAUCAGUUGAAGGAGUUAAGAUUUUUGUUUUAGACGAAGCCGAUAAAUUAAUGGAAGAAAGCUUUCAAAACGAUAUAAACGAUAUUUACAAUACCUUGCCUAGCCACAAACAAAUAAUCAUGUGCAGUGCCACAUAUCCAGAACAAAUGCAAACAUUUCUGGAACAAUACAUGCUUAGUCCUGUAACUGUUAGUGUUGAACUAGAAACGCCUUUACUUUUAGGCCUAAAACAUUACGUAAGGCUACUGAAAUCAACCCUCAAUGUUGUGCAACAAACCAAAUUAAAAAACGAUGAGUUAUUGAAAAUUCUAUCAGCCAUACCAUUUAUUCAAUGCUUAAUAUUUUCAAAUUACCAAACCAGGGCUGAAAGCGUUAGCAACUUUUUAAACCGCAACAAUUGGAGUUCUAUAUUUAUGUCUGCUGCUCAAAACCAAACCACCAGGCUUCACUCUUUGUCCGAUUUGAAAGAAUUCAAAAAAAAGAUUUUAGUAACUACAGAUUUGACUGCGCGAGGUAUAGACGCACCAAAUGUCGAUUUAGUAAUCAAUUAUGAUGUGCCCAUAAACGCUACAACUUACCUUCAUAGAAUGGGCAGGGCAGGUAGGUACGGCUCGACAGGAAAUUGCAUAAAUAUUGCCUUUAAAGGCCAAGAAUCUCAAUUAUUGCAAAACAUCUUAGGGGUUAUUGGUGGGGAAACUUUAUCCAUACCAAUUGUGGAUGAAAGUUUUAAUUUAAGCAACAAUGAAGCUGAUUAUUUGUUUGGCCAAGUAGGCGAGGAGCUUAAAGAUUUCAAUGCCUAUAAUUCUAAAAUAAGUGAAAUUAGAAACAGCUUUUGUGAGAAGAAUGAUAGCAAAACAUCAUCUGUUAAAUUGAAAACUCCAGAGCCUGAAAAUAAAGAUGCCAUUUUGCUGUUGCAGCAAUUGGCAAAUGAAGGGGAGCCUGAAAAUGAAGAUGCCAUUUUAAUGUUGCAGCAAUUAGCAAACGAAGGGGCCUUAUUGGACACAAAACAACCUGAGGACACUUAUGCUAAAAACAAAGCCCUUGUGGGUGUAGCCAAAAUGCUAAGCAAUGUUGAAGUUUCAAAUGAGGAUUUCAACCAAAUGUCUGCUUAUUUGAAAGCAGAAAGAGAGGAUGUUGAGAUAUUAAAAGUAAACGAGCCUUCAGAAAACCCACAAGUAAUGGAAAAUAUAUUUUCAUUGGCAUUUAAGUCCCAAAUUGAUGAAGGAGCUCAAAAAUGGCAAAAUUUGUUAUCCGAAAAACAAAAAACCAUGCUAUCUGAUGAUUAUGAUGAUGAUGAUGAGGCUCAAACGCAAGCUGACUCCCCCAAUGAAGAUUAUGAUUUUGAAAUAGAAAAACAAAUAGAAAUAAAAGAAAAUAAUUUCAUGGAAUGGGUGCCUGUUGAACCCUUAAAUUAUGUUGCAGCCAAACCAAAAACACAACCUCUGACAAGUUAUGAAGGAUAUUAUCAGCAUUGCAGUAAUAAUUUGUGGCAGAAUGGUUUGAGUUUUGAAACUGUUGAAAGUUUCGAUCAGUGGUACUUUAACGAUUGGGAAAGCCAGCUUAGAACUGUAAGGAAUUUUGUACAAAAUAAAAUUUAUUUAGAGGAAAUGUCCAAAAAUAACUAACAUUUUGAGUAAAUCAUUUCACAUUUGGCCAUACCAAGGCCUAGAACUAUGGCUUCUAGACUUUGCGUUUUUGGAACGAUAUUGUCUGAUAAGUAAUCUGAUAGCCAACUGGUUCCCAAGCUAGAAUAAUUAUCAUUAGUGUAAAAAAAAUGUGAAAUUAUAUUUUAUAUUUACCUCCAUAGAGUCAUCAAGAGUUUUCCUUUUCCUUGUAUUGAUCUAGAAUGUUUGCUGGCAUUGCACAAAUGAUUUUUGAAACAUUGUCCUUGAUUUUUUUCAGCUGUUAGGGCUGAAUCGAGAACGCGAAGGAUUUUUUUGGCUAAUUGGUUUGGGGUUGCUUUUAUUGGAGGAUCGUUUAAGGACCUUUAAUGAGAAAAUUGUAUCAUAGAUGUAUCUUAUGCUAGUAGAGGGGGUACGAUUGCCAAAAAUUUGAAUUCAUUUGGACUGGGAAGAGAGAAAAUGUGAUACGAAUUUUAAUUAUUAUUCUUGGCUUUUGCUUGAGAGCUUAUGUGUAUGUUUGUUUCUGUUUAUUUCUUAUUUAUUA